Molecule: messenger RNA, 4037 nt
Organism: Trichogramma pretiosum
Lineage: Eukaryota; Metazoa; Arthropoda; Insecta; Hymenoptera; Trichogrammatidae
Gene: Taf2
Product: transcription initiation factor TFIID subunit 2
Exons: 18
Coding region: 283-3873 (1196 amino acids)
Biological process (GO): transcription initiation at RNA polymerase II promoter
Cellular component (GO): transcription factor TFIID complex
Molecular function (GO): zinc ion binding; transcription cis-regulatory region binding; chromatin binding
Source: RefSeq, a predicted model, not a curated record
GGAGUAGCUUAGCUGGCACAAAUGUAAAAAGGUGCAUAGCAGUUGACUGAAUUCAGUCGAGUCGUGAUGGCUAUGUAUAAAUUAACGUAACGUAAUGGGUCGAAUUUCCAAACUACUUGCAUCCAAACAUUGAAAGUUUCACUCGUGAAACUUCAUUUCAUCAAUCAUAAUCGCGAUUAAAUAAUUAAUCGAACUAUUUUUUAUACUAACUAGUUUUUUGUUGAGUAAUGCACUGUGAAAUUAGCAAUCUGUAAGUUUUUAAAGUAAAUUUCACUCUCCAUCAUGAAGAAAGAAAGGAUCGUCGAAAAAUGUCGCCCAUUCAAAUUAGCCCAUCAAAUCUUGAGUUUAACUGGCAUCAGUUUUCAGCGGAAAAGUAUAAUAGGCAUGGUAGAACUUACUAUUAUUCCUACAAAAAAUACUUUGAAGCUGAUUCACCUAAACGCCAAACAAUGCAGAGUAUACAAGGUGUCUUUGAAUGAUAAAUUUGAAGUACCAUUUCAAUAUUUCGAUCCAUUUUUGGAUGUUGCUCAAGGAGAUGAAAAACAACGCUCUUUAGAAUUCUUUUCAAAUUUACACUUAGCUGCAGCACUCAAGGUUGACCCCGAUAAUAAUGCUGGUGAAUUAAUAAUACCAAUUCCACCAGAAUUUGCUUAUUUAGUAGAAGAAGGUGUCCCUCUUCGUAUAGGGAUUGAAUUUUCCCUAGAACAACCUCAAGGAGGUAUACAUUUUGUUGUUCCAACUUGUCCUGGAACAUUAGCUGAAAAAGGAGCACAUAUGUACACAUGUAGUUAUGAAAAUUCUUCUAGAUUAUGGUUUCCUUGCAUUGAUAGUUAUGCAGAACCAUGCACAUGGAAAUUGGAAUAUACUGUUGAUGAUUUUAUGACAGCUGUAUCUUGUGGAGAUUUGGUUGAAGUAGUUUAUACUGCAGAUAUGAGAAAAAAAACAUUUCAUUAUGCACUAAAUGUGCCAACAUGCGCUCCAAAUAUUGCUCUUGCUGUAGGGCCAUUUGAAAUUUUUGUUGAUCCUAACAUGCAUGAAGUUACACAUUUCUGUUUACCUCAAUUAUUACCUCUAUUGAAGAAUUCAGUAAAAUACUUGCAUGAAGCUUUUGAAUUUUUUGAAGAAACGUUAUCAAAUAGAUACCCAUUCUCAUGUUAUAAACAAGUAUUUGUUGAUGAGGUUGAUGAAGAUAUUAAUGCAUAUGCUACUGUUAGUAUUUUAAGUGCCAAUCUUCUACAUCCACCACAAAUUAUUGAACAAGUUUUUAUAACAAAAAAAGCUAUGGCUCAAGCAAUCGCUGAACAGUUCUUUAGUUGUUUUAUAUCAAUGAAAAAUUGGUCUGAUUUGUGGCUUUCAAAAGGUAUUUCAACAUAUCUUACAGGGUUGUAUGCUAAAAAGUGUUUUGGAAACAAUGAAUACAGGGAAUGGAUUCAUUCGGAACUGCAAGAAGUGGUCAAAUAUGAAGAAAAAUUUGGUGGUAUCAUAUUAGAUUCUUCGCAACCACCUGCUCCACUACCUAUUAUCAACAAUACACCAAUAUCAGCUCCAGCUCCAGAUCCUGGAUUUUACUUUCCAAUAAAAAAUUUGCAUACAAUGUCCCCAAAGUAUAUUGAAGUUCUAAGGAAAAAAGCACAUUUAGUUAUUAGAAUGUUAGAACACAGAAUUGGUCAAGAAUUAUUGUUGCAAGUUUUCAAUAAACAACUUUCAUUGGCUACAAAUGCAUCACAACAAAAAAUAGAAUCUGGUUUAUGGCAUCACAUGCUUAUUAGUACCAAUGUGUUUACAAAAGCUAUUUUUACUGUAACAGGUAAAGAUAUGGCUGCAUUUAUUGACCAGUGGGUCAGAACAGGAGGUCAUGCAAAAUUCACAUUGAGUUUUGUAUUUAAUAGAAAGAGAAAUACAGUUGAACUUGAGAUUAGACAAGAUACUACAAAUCAAAAAGGAAUUAGAAAAUAUGUAGGCCCGCUAUUAGUGAGUAUUCAAGAACUUGACGGCACUUUUAAACAUCCUCUCCAAAUAGAAGCAAUAACUGCUAAGUCAGAUAUUACAUGCCAUAGUAAAAGCCGGAGAAAUAAGAAGAAAAAAAUCCCUCUAUGCACAGGAGAGGAAGUGGACAUGGAUUUAUCAGCUAUGGAUGACUCCCCGGUUUUAUGGAUUAGGCUGGAUCCAGAAAUGACUCUUCUAAGAUCUGUUCAAAUUGAACAACCAGAUUACCAAUGGCAGUAUCAGUUAAGACAUGAAAGAGAUGUAACUGCUCAGCUGGAAGCUAUAGUUGCUUUGCAAAAUCAUUCAACUGCUGCCACAAGACAUGCAUUAACUGACACAAUUGAAAAUGAACAUUGCUAUUAUAAAGUCAGACUAAAAUCAGCACUGUGUUUGACUAAAGUGGCUAAUGCAAUGGUUUCUAACUGGGCUGGACCACCGGCUAUGCUCACAAUAUUCAGAAAAUAUUUUGGCUCUGCAUCAUGUAGAAAAAUAAUUAAGCAAAAUAAUUUCAUUAAUUUUCAACAUUACUUUCUUCAAAAGACAAUACCUAUAGCAAUGGCUGGGUUAAGAAAUACUCAUGGAAUAUGCCCACCAGAAGUACUAUCAUUUCUCAUGGAUUUAUUUAAAUAUAAUGAUAAUAGCAAGAAUAAAUAUUCGGACAAUUAUUAUAGAGCUGCUUUGAUAGAAGCUCUUGGUGCUGCUGUAACUCCUGUCAUAACUAUUCAACAAGGAAGUGCUAUAACUGCAGAAUCUUUAUCUCCAGAUACUAAAUUAAUUCUAGAAGAAGUCACUAGACACUUGAAUCUCGAAAAGCUAUUACCUUGCUAUAAAUACACGGUUACAGUAGCUUGUUUAAAAGUUAUAAGGAUCAUGCAAAAAUUUGGACAUCUUCCUAGUACACCUUAUAUUUUUAGAGAGUAUGCAGCCUAUGGACAAUUUAUAGAUGUUAGAAUAACAGCUUUAACAGCUUUAGUGGAUUUUACAAAAGUAGAUGGAAAGUGGGAAGACUUGGAAUUUUUGUUAGAUAUGGCUGAGAAUGAUCCUCAUCCAGGUCUACGGCAUAAAUUAGUUAGAUUAUUAGUGGAGAAUCCUCCAUUUGAAAAAUAUCAUAAACACCGUUUGGAUAAACCUGAAUUAGUUCAUAAACUAUGGAAUCUCAUCAAUGGAGAACUUUCUCAUGACCCAAAAUUACGCUGCGACUUGGUAGAUUUGUACUAUACAUUGUAUGGUUCAAAAACUCCUAUGUGCCUCCCAAAUCCAGAAAUUGAUGAGUUACUAAAACCAAAAAAAGUAGCUAAAACAAAUUCUGAAAUCACUACCCCAUUGCCGCAGAUACCACUUAUCAAGCAAGAGCCUGUGAAUAAAACUGAUUUGAAUAUUUCUGUGACCAAGCGAAAAGUAUCUCCUGUUCCAGAAGUUCCUGUUACUUUGGCAUCUGAACCAGAAAUAAAACGCCAAAAACUUAAUGAUGAUAACGGUAAAAAUAAUAGUAAUGAAGGAAAAACCAAAUCAGAAUAUUAUAGUGACAAUUCAGCAUCACUUCCUGGAAUAAAGGGUUCAUCAGGUCCAAUUGGUUUUGAGCCUGGCAUGUUCAAAAAGGAGUCUGAUGAAGCUAAAAGUAAAGGAGAAACUAGUAAUAAGUUGAAAAAGAAGAAAAAAGAAAAGAAAAAGCAUAAGCAUAAACAUAAGCAUAAACACAAGAGUGAUAAAGAAAAAAAAGAUAAAGAUAAAAUAAAAGAUAAAAAUAAAACCAAAGAAAAAGAUUCAAACAGUAAAGACAAGGAUUUGACAUUAUCAAAAAUACAAGAAGACACUUUGAGUUCGGGUAUGUCUUCAAGUCCUAGUCCAGAUAUAACAACUGUUUCAAAUGAAUUCACUUUUCCUUGAAAAUGUACAAAUCAUAAUGUAUAUAUAAUAAUGUACUUGAGUUAUUAAUGUUUAUUGUGAAUAAGUACAAUGUUUGUAAGCUAACUUGACCUUUUGUAAAUUACUUUAUAUAAAAUUAUUUACAUUUAAGAAGAAAAUAUAAAUAUUAGACUAAAAAUAUUAAA